AUGAAGAUUAACAAGCUCAAAGUGCGGCCGAAGAAGGAGGUGCGAACGGCGGCCUGCGCCGCUGAGUUUGCCACUAUGCUCGCAUGCUGGGCAAGCUACAAUGACCUCUCAAGCCAAGGACAAUGUGCCGAGAGUGCGAGGGCUCUGCAGGCGUGCAUGCGAACCAAGGCGAAGAAGCAAGCGGUCUCAAAGCCAACAAUCAAUUACCACCUCGCUCGCUUCAGCAAGCAAGUGUGA
This is a messenger RNA of Tilletiaria anomala UBC 951, 237 nucleotides long. RefSeq lists its product as uncharacterized. Gene Ontology annotation, molecular function: structural constituent of ribosome. Gene Ontology annotation, biological process: mitochondrial translation. NCBI's taxonomy places the organism in Eukaryota, Fungi, Basidiomycota, Exobasidiomycetes, Georgefischeriales, Tilletiariaceae. The transcript has 2 exons. The coding region runs from base 1 to 237 and encodes 78 amino acids. Gene Ontology annotation, cellular component: mitochondrial small ribosomal subunit. The record is from RefSeq and is a predicted model, not a curated record.